CGAAGGAGAUGAAAUUUCAUCCCUGGCACCUUUUGGGAGGUUCUGCUUUUACCUGGAGGGCAUAAGAAAGAAAGAAGCCAUCAUUAAUCCACAUUAAUCCACCAGCUCCAGCAAAACCCAAGAUGGCUUGGCAACAGCCUGUUUUAAACCCGUGCAUUCCCUUUAAUGGCCCCAUUUUUGGGGGUCUCAGUGAAGGAAAAAUGAUUUUAAUCCAAGGCUGUGUCUUGUACUCUGCAAGAAGAUUCGCUGUGAACCUGGUGUGUGCGAAUGAGGAUAUAGCCUUCCACUUCAACCCACGGUUUGAUGAAGGCAACGUCAUUGUCUGCAACACCCAAACAAAUGGGUGCUGGGGACCCGAGGAACGAACCUCCAAUAUGCCCUUUCGGCCAAGUGUCUCUUUUGAAGUGAUCAUCAACAUCAGGAGCCAUGGUUACCAGGUUUCCAUCAAUGGCAAUCACAUCCUAGAUUACCGACAUCGUCUUUCCAUGCAUCUGGUCCAGACUUUGCAUAUCGGUGGGGACGUCUCCAUAAGCUGCAUCAACUUCUCCGGGGGGCUGAACAGCAAUGGAAUGACGAUGUGCAAUCCGGCCACCCCCUUCUAUGCUGCUCUUUCGGGACGUUUUGCUCCCUUUUGCAGGAUCACAGUUGCAGGGUGCGUGCCUUGCUCUGCUGACAGAUUCCAUGUGAACCUGAAAAACAUCCUGACGGGCAACAUCGCCCUGCAUGUCAACCCCCGACUGAAAGACGGAGUGCUUGUUCGGAACUCGUUCAUCAGCGGUGCUUGGGGAACCGAAGAGAGAAACAUUGCCUUUCUGCCCUUCUCCCCCGGCCAGGCCUUCCACAUGGAGAUCACCUAUCUACCAAAUUGCUACCAGGUGGUGGUGAAUGGGCUGCUGAGAUUUGAAUACGUCCAUCGAAUUCCUCCCUGUCAAGUGGACCAGUUGGAAAUAGCCGGAGACGUGACUCUUUCCUGUGUGCAAUACUGAUGGCCCGCUAUAAAUUGCUGCAUCCUGUUUCUGCUCCUGCCUUUUGUGGAGGGAGAACAAGAGCACAUGGGCUGUAGCCCCCAUGCCCCCAAAAUAAAAUCAGUGCAUCAGUUCCAGCUUCCCCACAAGAAACCUGGAAUUUGUGGUCCUCAAAGAGAGCCGUGGAUCACUUGCAUAAAAAUGACAUUAAGAUUUGCAGGAUAAACUGGGUGUGUUUACAGUGAUGUGGAAAUCAUGAUUAGCCAGUACGUUUGAGCCCAAUUUAAAAUUGGUGGCUAAUAUACAAACAUACAAGCAUUGCAUAAAGAUGGUGAAUGGGAAAUCUUACUAAACAAAGAGUGGAUAAUUUCUACCUUUACUUCCUUAUUUCUUACUUUGUCAUUUGACUGCAUCUUGUUCAAUUAUGCAAAGAGGGGCCUUUAGCUCCUCAGUGAAAAUAAAUUCCAAGGUAAAAACAGAGCAACAACA
This is a messenger RNA of Python bivittatus (Burmese python), 1454 nucleotides long. RefSeq names its product galectin-4-like. Gene Ontology annotation, molecular function: galactoside binding; carbohydrate binding. The record is from RefSeq and is a predicted model, not a curated record. Gene Ontology annotation, biological process: positive regulation of gene expression; negative regulation of type II interferon production; negative regulation of CD4-positive, alpha-beta T cell proliferation. NCBI's taxonomy places the organism in Eukaryota, Metazoa, Chordata, Lepidosauria, Squamata, Pythonidae. Gene Ontology annotation, cellular component: nucleus; cytosol.